CGAGGCGGGGGCGGCUCCGUCCCGCAGACCGCUCCGCCACCGAGGCACUGCCGCCACUGGAGUCACGGCCGACCCGAGGAGGAGGAGGAGGAGAAGAAGAAGAAGAAGAAGGAGGAGAAGAUGCCGGGGGGACGCUGAAAGAAAACGAACUUUUUGGAUGCCCCAUGGGGAGAUGCGUCUUUGACAUGGAGCAUAUGUUUGGUCAUCUUCAAUCUGAGGCAACAGUAUGUGUGCUACAUAUAACAGAAGAAUUAAUUGUGGAAAGAGACCAGCUGAAUGGCUACAUCACAAUAAGAAAUGGGUCUAAAAAUGUUAGUGUUUCAUACCACUAAUGUAAGGUUGGGAAAGCCUAGUAACCCAACAGUCAAAAGAACUACUUUUUUGUAAAAGAACAAGCAGUCAAUAUAUAUUUUACUAUGUGUUCCCUGCUUAUUUAGCACUGAGUCUUUUAUUACACUGAAAUCAUGGUGUGAGGAUUGGUGGACAGUGUCCCCCGCCUACCAUCCCCAGCAUACAUCUGGCAACUAAAGACCGUGUCAAGAUGACCUCUGAGGAGAUGAGAGCGUCUGUUCUCCUCUCUGUGGUACGGGGUAAAGUGAUACCUGCUCAGUCAGCUGGAGAUGAAAAUACUGAAAAUGCUUUGGACACCAGUGUUAUAAAAAGACAUACUGCCAGUUCAGGAAGGCAAACCACACAUACUCUGUCAUACUUACACAGACUGGAAGAAGAAAGUCUUCAGGGCUCAGUGCCCAAAAUAUUCUCUCUGGCAAAAGAACAACUGACUAAUGACAAGAGUAAUGAAAACUUCUGGGACAGGAGCAGCUCCAUCCCCGAUCCAGUGGAAUUUCUUAACAUCAACUGUAACAUUGUACAGAAAAACUACAAGAGCAAUAUCCCCUGCAGCCAGUUGUAUCAAUCUUGUGAUCCUUUAGCAGGGGGAGAGGCAUGCCUGGAAACUGGAAUUCCUGUUUCACUGGAAAGAGCCAUGCUUGCUGAAAUUCAGUUGAAAAUGAAUGGACCUUCAUUAAGAAGCCAGACAGCAGUAAAUAAGAAUGACAGCGGUGAUCCUGACAAAGUGGCCUUUUUUCACUUACAUUGUGCUGGUGAAAGGAAUAUAUCAAAGGCUUUGUGCAGUUUACACAACAGCUUCAUUUUGGAUGACUGCUUGCAGCCCGUGAGCGUUGGUGAUGGUAACACCUCCGGUUCCUCAGGCUGCACUUGCAGCAUAAUGGAGUUGACAAAUAAUUCUGAGAAUGCAAAUGGGCAGCAGUUGUAUGAAGAUGCUUUAAGGGAUAAGUAUUUAUGUCUGGAAAGAGCACCACGAAAGGUUAAAGUGGCGUGCUCAGGUCACAACUUCUAUGGAAAUAACUUUACUGGAAGAAUGCCCUCAAAGCCCUUUCUGAGCCAUUUUGAAGACUGCAAUGAUAACUGUGAAGAUGAGUUGGAAGAGGAUUUUUUUCGAAACAAAAAGGAACGUUCUACUCUAUUAAUAAGACGUUUCUGUAAAAAUGAUAAGGAGGUUAAAAAAUCAGUUUAUACUGGAACGAGAGCAAUUGUUAGGACUUCACCUUCAGGGCACAUAGGAACUGUUGCUUGGAAUUAUGUUGAGCAAAGGAGAAACAAUGGUGGCUUGAAGCUUUCUAGGAUUACAACAGAACAGCUAACUAUAAUUCAGUCCUUAAUAAAAUGGAAGUUUAAUUCCUGCCUUGAAAAGUCUUUAUGGUAUAAGAUCUUCAGUACAGUGAGAGAAGAAGAGGAGGGAGCAGAAGAUAUUUUUGAAUAUAUUCCUCAUCUUCGGAGAAAGCUCCCAACAUUUAUUACAGUCUGUAUUUGCAAAGAUGAUGGGUUUUGUGUAAAACCAUGUGUAGCAGAUGCUUACUGUCAAUAUCGUGCCACUUUACAGAGGACUGCACUCUCUAACUAUAUAACUGGUGCUUUACUAGAAGCAACUACAUCAUUAGGAGCAAGAAGUGGUCUUUUAAAUAUCUUUGGAGGAUCAACUGGAAGAACAAUGCUUAAAGAACGUCAAGCAUGUACAUCUAUGGCUGGCUCCAGCAUCCUUCUCUCCAACGUGGCUGGGAUCAGCAAAGAGCUGAUCGAACUCCAGCACCUCAUCCAGUUCCCAGAGGAGGUUGCCAGCAUUCUGACCGAGCAGGAGCAGGAGCUCUACCGGAAAGUCUUACCCAUUGACUACCUCUGCUUUUUAACCAGGGACUUGGGUAAUGCUGAGUGUCAAAGCAAGCUGCCAUCUAUUAAGGCUUCCAUAUCUGCUACUAUUCUUUCUUCUCCCAAUGGUGAACAUAAUGCUGUAGAAGAUCUUGUGACAAGGUUUAAUGAGGUGAGCUCGUGGGUUACCUGGCUGAUCCUGACUGCAGGUUCUAUGGAGGAGAAACGAGAAGUCUUCUCAUAUUUAGUACAUGUGGCAAAAUGCUGCUGGAAUAUGGGCAACUACAAUGCUGUAAUGGAAUUUCUGGCAGGGCUAAGGUCAAGAAAAGUUUUAAAAAUGUGGCAAUUUAUGGACCAGUCUGAUAUUGAAACCAUGCGAAGUCUGAAAGACGCUAUGGCACAACAUGAGUCAUCGUCUGAAUACAGGAAAGUGGUCAACCGAGCACUCAAUAUUCCAGGCUGUAAAGUUGUUCCUUUCUGUGGUGUGUUUUUAAAGGAGCUUUGUGAAGUUUUGGACGGAGCAUCAAGCCUCAUCAGACUCUGUCCACGAUAUAACUCCCAAGAAGAAACAUUAGAGUUUGUUUCAGAUUACAGUGGACAAGAUAAUUUCUUGCAACGAGUAGGUCAAGAUGGUUUGAAUAAUCCAGAAAAAGAAUCAACAACAAACAGUAUCUUUCAAACUAUCCGGAGCUGCAAUCGCAGUUUGGAAUCUGAGGAGGGUGAAGAUAAUGUUAGUGAAGGGAGCGAUUCAAGAAAAAACUCCUUGAAGGACAAAAACCGGUACCAUGCAGCACAUAGAAAGAAAGCCUCUGGUUCAAACCGAGUUCUAUUUAUAAUUGGAGACCUUUCAGAUUCUGAAAGUGACAUAUUUGAGCAGUUGAAGGAAUGGGACACAAAUUCAACAGAAGAGCAACAAAAGGCUUUCUGCCAUGGGAUAGAACUCAUUCCCUGGUACGUGUUAUCUAUCAGGGCUGAUGUCCAUCAGUUCAUGCAACAAGGGGCGACCGUCAUUCAUUAUGACCAGGAGACACAUCUCUCAGCACGGUGCUUUCUUCAACUUCAGCCUGACAAUAGUACUUUGACUUGGACAAAACCCACAACAGUUUGCCCUGCAAAUGCUAAGGCAAAACUGAGCGUGCUGGGUAAUACUGCUGAGCUUGGUAAAUACCAGUUUCUUGGUAAUACUGGACUGGUGGAAGGUUUUUUGGACUUGUUUUCAGCCAAGGCUGUAUAUAUGGGACACUCGGGCAUUGAUAUGCACACUGUGUGUGUUCAAAAUAAACUCUGUAAUAUGUCCCUUGAAGAAAAUGGUAUAACACUACUUUAUGGACUUCAGACUACUGACAAUAAGUUGCUGCACUUUGUUGCUCCAAAAUAUACUGCCAGAAUGCUGUAUGAUGGAUUGCUGGAAUUGACUAAAGCUGUAAGAAAAAUGAGGAAAUUCCCUGAUCAAAGACUACAGUGGCUACGGAAACAGUAUGUCAGCCUUUACCAGGAGGAUGGAAGGUUUGAAGGCCCAACUUUGGCUCAGGCUGUUGAACUGUUCGGAGGCAGACGAUGGAGUGCAAGAAACACAAGCACAGGAUCUCUCACCAAAAGCACUGAGAAACCUAAUGUACAGAGAAACAACACCCUGGGAAUAAGCACAGCUAAGAAAAAGAAGAAAGUACUCAUAAGGGGUGAAAGUGGAGAGGCGACUGAUGAUGAAAUGGCAACACGGAAGGCAAAAAGCUGUAAGGAAUAUCGUAAUAGAAGUGGCUCAGAUCCUCAAGAUAUUGAUGAACAAGAAGAACCAGAUCAAAAUAUUAUUAUUAAUGCUUCUCCAUCAAACAACCUGCCAUCAAGAAGAGCUCACUCUCUGACAGCAUCCGGGUCUCCAAACUUAGGAGCUACAUCACCUUCACCAGCAAGACCAGUCUCCUCUCCUGUAAUAUCUUCAAGCAAGAGUCAGUCUAGCACAUGGAGCAGCAGUAGCUGGCAUGGCCGCGUUAAAGGAGGAAUGAAGGGGUUUCAGAACUUCAUGGUGUCUGAUAGUAACAUGACUUUUGUGGAAUUUGUAGAGCUCUUCAAAUCUUUCAGCGUCCGUAGCCGCAAGGAUCUGAAAGACCUUUUCGAUAUCUAUGCUGUGCCUUGCAACCGAUCCGGCUUAGACCCUGCUCCACUUUAUACUAAUUUGAAAAUUGAUGAAAAUAGCAGUGGAUUCCAGCCUGAUUUAGAUUUGUUGACUAGAAAUGUUUCAGACCUUGGUUUGUUCAUUAAGAGCAGGCAGCAACUAUCAGACAACCAGAGGCAAAUAUCUGAUGCUAUUGCUGCUGCCAGCAUUGUUACCAAUGGUACUGGAGUUGAAAGCACAUCGUUGGGAAUAUUUGGAGUGGGAAUCCAGCAGCUAAAUGACUUUCUAGUGAAUUGCCAAGGAGAACACUGUACCUAUGAUGAAAUUCUCAGUAUUAUACAGAAAUUUGAACCCAGUGUGAAUAUGUGCCAGCAAGGGCUGCUAUCUUUUGAAGGAUUUGCAAGAUUUUUGAUGGAUAAAGACAACUUUGCCUCCAAAAAUGAUGAAUCACAGGAGAAUGCUGAGGACUUGAACUUUCCUCUCUCCUAUUACUACAUAGAAUCUUCACACAACACUUACCUUACUGGCCAUCAGCUUAAAGGGGAGUCCUCAGUAGAGCUCUACAGCCAGGUUCUUUUACAAGGCUGCAGAAGUGUAGAAUUAGACUGCUGGGAUGGUGAUGACGGGAUGCCUGUCAUUUAUCAUGGUCACACUCUUACUACUAAGAUCUCUUUUAAGGAGGUAGUUGAAGCUAUUGAUCGCAAUGCAUUCAUCACUUCUGACAUGCCAGUUAUCAUAUCCAUAGAAAACCACUGCUCAUUGCCUCAGCAACGCAAGAUGGCUGAAAUCUUCAAGAAUGUAUUUGGAGAUAAGUUGGUGACAAAGUUUUUAUUUGAGAGUGACUUUUCUGAUGAUCCCAUGCUUCCUUCCCCUGGCCAACUGAAAAGAAAAAUCCUGCUUAAAAACAAGAAACUGAAAGCCCAUCAAACACCAGUGGAUAUAUUGAAACAAAAGGCUCACCAGCUGGCACAUAUGCAAGCACAGGCUAGCAAUGGUGCUAGCAACCCCACACCUACCAAUGAAGAGGAAGAAGAUGAAGAGGAUGAAUAUGACUAUGACUAUGAAUCUCUCUCUGAUGCUGAUGUCCUUAAUGCUUCUCCUGCUCCUAACAGCCAGGAAGAUAACAUUCUUGAAGACCGACCUGAGAAUAAAUUAUCAGGUGAUAAACUGCAGUUUGAAUACAAUGAAGAGACUGCCAAACGACUAAAGAAGGCUGAUUGUGCCACUUACAAUAAUAAAGGAAAGGUUUACGACAUGGAGCUGGGAGAAGAAUUCUAUCUUCUGCAAAAUAAGAAGGAAAGCAGACAAAUAGCCCCAGAGCUAUCAGAUCUUGUCAUUUACUGUCAAGCUGUGAAGUUCCCUGGCUUGUCAACUCUAAACCCAUCUGGCUCUAGCAGAGGAAAAGAAAGAAAAAGCAGGAAGUCCAUUUUUGGCAACAAUCCUGGCAGGCUGAGCCCUGGGGAGUCAGCUGCUCUUGCCAAAGCAUCUGGAAAAGGUCCUCUGGAUGUGAUGCGGCAAACCUGGGAAGAUCCUUGCCCUCCUUACAACUCCCCAGCCUCUCUCAGUGCCAUCAUCAGGACGCCCAAGUGCUACCACAUCUCCUCCCUGAACGAGAACGCUGCCAAGCGGCUGUGCAGGCGCUACUCCCAGAAGCUGAUCCAGCACACCACCUGCCAGCUCCUGAGGACCUACCCUGCUGCCACUCGCAUCGACUCCUCAAAUCCCCAUCCACUGAUCUUCUGGCUCCAUGGGGUACAGCUCGUGGCUCUGAACUACCAAACAGAUGAUCUUCCUCUGCAACUUAAUGCAGCAAUGUUUGAGGCUAAUGGUGGCUGCGGAUAUGUUUUGAAACCUCCAGUUCUGUGGGAUAAAAAUUGUUCAAUGUACCAGAAGUUUUGUCCAUUGGAAAGAGAUUUUGAUAAUAAGGAGCCAGCUAUAUAUUCUUUAACAAUCGUGUCUGGACAGAACGUGUGCCCCAGCAAUAGCACGGGCAGUCCAUGCAUUGAAAUCGAUGUGCUGGGGAUGCCUCUGGACAGCUGCCACUUCCGGACAAAGCCCAUUCAUCGCAAUACUCUCAACCCCAUGUGGAAUGAACAGUUCCUUUUCCGGAUUCACUUUGAGGAUUUGGUCUUUCUCCGGUUCGCAGUUGUUGAAAAUAACAGCUCAGCUGUGACAGCUCAGAGAAUCAUUCCCCUCAAAGCGCUAAAGAGAGGCUACAGACAUGUCCAGCUCCAUAACCUACACAAUGAAACAUUAGAGAUUUCCAGUUUGUUUAUAAACAGUCGGAGAAUGGAAGAAAGUCCCUCUGGAAACACUCUGCCUGCAUCUAUGUUGUUUAGCCUGGGAGAAAGGAAAGCUGCUGUGACUUACAAAGUGACAGUUCAUGGAAUUCCAGGCCCGGAGCCUUUCACUGUUUUUAAUGUAAGUGCGGGGACUACGGCUGCACAGCUGCUCCAUCAGCUCUUGGCUACCAUAAAAGGCACCGAGUCAUGUGCUGCAGACUAUUUUCUGAUGGAAGAGAAAAGUUUCAUAUCUAAAGAAAAGAGUGAAUGCAGAAAACCACCAUUCCAGAGAGUGAUUGGUCCUGAAGAAGGGCUAGUGCAGCUUUUGAACAGUUGGUUCCCAGAAGAAGGAUAUGUUGGAAGGAUUAUCUUUAAAACCCGAGAGGAAAAUUUAAACGAGAGAAAUGUCUUCCAAGAAGCAAAGGAAGAAGCAGCCAUCAGCUCCGAGGAUGACAGUUUCUUUGUUCAGGUACACGAUGUCUCCCCAGAGCAACCACGCACCGUCAUCAAGGCUCCCCGCUUCAGCACGGCUCAGGAUGUCAUACAGCAGACUCUUUGCAAAGCAAAAUACUCCUACAGCAUUUUGAGCAAUCCAAAUCCAAGUGAUUAUGUGCUCCUGGAAGAGGUGACAAAAGAGCCAACAAACAAAAAGUCUUCAACAUCUAAACCAUCUCAGAGGAUUCUCUCUGAUCAAGAGUGUGUGUUUCAGGCCCAAAGCAAAUGGAAGGGAGCAGGAAAAUUUAUCCUGAAGCUCAAAGAACAGGUUCAGGCAGCACGAGAUGACAAAAGAAAAGGCAUCUCUUUUACCAGUGAACUGAAGAAGUUAACCAAGUCCAGUAAGCAGUAUCGGGGGUUCAUGUCACCCCCACUGCAGGUGUUGUCGGACAGUCCCCAGAGCAAGGACGAAAGGGCCGCGUGCGGCUUGACCUUCAGUGACAUUGUAGAGUAGUCACCCCACUGCCCAUGGUCUGUUCAGUGCCUUUGAAGGAUCCUGCUGUGGACUGAACUGGUCAACAAUUGUGUGCCCUGUGCUACAGAUGCCUGAUCCAGGCAAUUCUGCUGGAUUAACAUCCAGAAUCUGGGAAUCCUAAAUGGGAUACUGUAGAUUGGAAAGAUGCCUGUCAGCUAUCGGAAGAUUCUGCUCUUCCCGUAUCUUCACAUCUGCAGAUCCUCCAUAGGCGGAUGGAGAAGUUUUCUUGGACUGUAUGUUGUAAACAAACAUGUGUCAUCACCCUCUCCUUUUUAAACAAAAGAUAAUUUUAGCUUGUUGCCUCUAAGGAAACUGAAGGCAGAGAACCAGAGCGUUCUCUUAUGUGUAUUAUUUUAAAAUAACGCACUUUUACCUGAAGAUUUCUGUUAAACACUGUGUUAACUGAUUGUAAAGAGAUUUAAAUAUACUGAAACUUCCUUUGCAUAUCUGUUUAACUUUGGUGAAUAUACACAAAACACUCAAAAUUAUUUAUGGUUUAUCUACUUUAACAAAAUAAUGUACAAUAGCUAAAUACACCUAACUGGUAGUGAGACUUUUUCUUAUAAAUUCUUGUUUUCUUGGCUUGUGUUUAAAGAAAGAAUAUUUAUUAUCAUGUUCCAAAGUACAUGCCAUUGUAUAAUAUAUUUAUCAUAUACUACUUCUUAGAAAAUGCAGAUUUUUACCUCUCUCUGGAUUUAGAGGAAAAUAUGUUUGAACUUUUAUGGUUGUUUCUUUUCAGCACAAGAUGUUUAAUACUCCAAACUGACCAAAUUCAAAACAAUGCAUUGAUAAAUGUAAUUAACAUUUCAAAAUUUUGAAUUGAAAUACAUUUUUUCCAUACAGUCA
Messenger RNA from Chiroxiphia lanceolata (lance-tailed manakin), 8377 nucleotides. RefSeq names its product phospholipase C epsilon 1 (gene PLCE1). Lineage: Eukaryota; Metazoa; Chordata; Aves; Passeriformes; Pipridae. The transcript is spliced from 35 exons. Gene Ontology annotation, biological process: small GTPase-mediated signal transduction; phosphatidylinositol-mediated signaling; lipid metabolic process. The coding region runs from base 542 to 7510 and encodes 2322 amino acids. Gene Ontology annotation, molecular function: guanyl-nucleotide exchange factor activity; phosphatidylinositol-4,5-bisphosphate phospholipase C activity. The record is from RefSeq and is a predicted model, not a curated record.